CAGGAAGCUGGACUGCUAAAACGCUAACGCUAGCUGUCAACAAAGGGCGAAACUGUACGAAAUCGGUGAAUCCAUGUGGAAUACGGCGGUAUUGCGGAUUCCGAGAGCCUUCCUCUAAAUUUAAUUUCCCUGCGGUGCAAGUUGAAUCCGGAACAUGGCGACAACACCUCAGCUGUUCGAGGAGCCCUUUGAUGCAGAUGAGUACAUCGAGAGGUUGGCAUGGAGGACACCUGGGGGAGGCUCCAAAGGAGGAGCUGAGGCAUUUGACCCCAAAAGGCUGUUGGAGGAAUUCGAGAACCACAUCGAAGAGCUGAAGCAGUUGGACGAGAAGAUCCAGCGGCGAGUGGAGAAGCUUGAGCAUCAGUGUCACCGCGAGGCCAAGGAAUUUGCCCACAAAGUGCAAGACUUGCAAAAAAGCAACCAGGUGGCCUUUCAACAUUUCCAGGAGCUUGAUGAGCACAUAAGCUAUGUGGCGACAAAGGUUUGCCACCUUGGCGACCAGCUGGAGGGGGUGAACACGCCUCGGCAGAGGGCCGUGGAGGCUCAGCGUCUAAUGACCUACUUCAACGAGUUCCUGGACGGGGACCUACGCAGCGAUGUCUUCAAUAACCCCGACAAGAUUAAGGAGGCCGCUGAUAUAAUUCAGAAGCUGCAUCUCAUUGCCCAGGAGCUGCCAUUCGACAGAUUUGCAGAUGUCAAGGCAAAAAUUGCAAGUAAGUACCACGACCUGGAGAGGCAGUUGAUCCAGGAGUUCACAGCUGCACAGCGCAGGGGGGAGAUUGGACGUAUGCGGGAGGUGGCAGCGGUUCUAUUACAUUUCAAGGGCUACGCGCACUGUGUGGAUGUCUAUAUCAAGCAGUGUCAGGAAGGGGCCUACCUGAGGAACGAUGUGUUUGAGGACACUGCGGCCCUCUGCCAGAGGGUCAACAAGCAGGUGGGCGAGGUCUUCAGCAGUCCAGAGACGGUGAUGGCCAAACUCAUUCAGAACAUCUUUGAAAACAAAUUGCAGAGCCACGUCAGAGAGAAACUGGAUGGAACGCGACACUCGGACGUGGAGCAAUACCUUAAGAACCUCUAUGAUCUCUACACCAGGACCACCGCAUUGGCCACUAAACUGGCUGAGUUCAACCUCGGCUCAGACAAGCACACUUUCCUGUCUAAGCUGAUAAAGAGCAUCUUCUCCUCAUACCUCGAAAGCUACAUUGAGAUCGAGAAGGAAUACCUUCGCACUAGAGGGGCCUUGAUUCUGCAGCGCUACUACGACUCCAAGAAUCACCAGAAGCGCACCAUUGGCACCGGCAGUAUCCAAGAACUGAAGGAGCGGAUCAGACAGCGCACUAACCUCCCCCUCGGCUCCAUGGUUGACACCCAUGGGGAGACCUUUCUGUCUCCAGAGCUAGUUGUAAACCUGCUGCAGGAGACGCGUCAUGCCUUUGAGCGAUGCAACAGGCUUUCAGAUCCUUCAGACCUGCCCAAGAAUGCCUUCUCUAUCUUCCUGCUGCUGGUCGACCAUCUGUGUGUGGAUCACAUUGACUACGCUCUAGAGAUUGGCCUCUCAGCAAUUCCCUCAUCGGAUGCCAAGAAUGCCAACCUCUACUUCCUGGACGUCGUUCAACAGGCCAACUCUAUCUUCCACUUGUUUGACAAGCAGUUUAAUGACCAGCUCAUGCCUCUCAUAAGCUCCUCUCCAAAGUUGGCCGAGUGCCUGCACAAGAAGAAAGAGGUGAUUGAGCAGAUGGAAGUGAAACUGGACACAGGAAUUGACCGAACAAUAAACUGCAUGGUGGGCCAGAUGAAGCACAUCUUGGCGACGGAGCAGAAAAAGACAGAUUUCAAGCCCGAGGACGAGAACAACGUCAUGAUCCAGUACACCACAGCUUGCACCAAGGUAUGCGCCUACGUCAGUCGGCAGGUGGAGCAUGUGCGGAAGUCCAUGGACGGGAAAAACGUGGACACGGUGCUGACCGAGUUGGGCGUUCGUUUUCACCGGCUCACCCACGAGCACCUACAGCAGUACAGCUACAGCUCAAUGGGAGGCAUGCUGGCCAUCUGCGACGUGGCUGAAUACCGACGAUGCGCCAAGGAUUUCAAGGUUCCUUUGGUGCUGCAGCUCUUCGACACACUUCACGCCCUCUGCAACCUCCUGGUGGUUGCCCCUGACAACCUGAAGCAGGUUUGUUCAGGUGAGCAGCUGACCAAUCUGGACCGAAACCUCCUGCACGCCUUCGUCCAGCUCAGAGUGGACUACCGCUCGGCCAGGCUGGGCCGACACUUCAGUUAACGACUAUUCGAACACCUCGCUGCCCUCCGUCCAGAAACCCACGCUUUGCAGAGACGAUGCACCUUGAAGAAACCACUCCUUCUGCAGAGAACGCGUCGGCCCGGCUCCGGCACAAGGACUCCGCCGGGGUUGCUUUGUACACCGGGGAGACAAAAGGCUACUGCUCCUUGAAUGUGGGAAAUGUGCAUUUCACCUUUUUUCAUUGUCUAUUUCUUCGAGCGGAAGAGAUCUAACUGUCAAUUGACUUAAUAUUUCAUUUGUUUUUAAAUACUAAUCUAUCACCAAAUCACAAGGCUAAACCUUCUGACAUGUUAUAGUAAAU
This is a messenger RNA of Pungitius pungitius (ninespine stickleback), 2603 nucleotides long. RefSeq names its product exocyst complex component 5 (gene exoc5). Lineage: Eukaryota; Metazoa; Chordata; Actinopteri; Perciformes; Gasterosteidae. Bases 155 to 2281 code for a protein of 708 amino acids. The transcript is spliced from 18 exons. The record is from RefSeq and is a predicted model, not a curated record. Gene Ontology annotation, biological process: exocytosis; Golgi to plasma membrane transport. Gene Ontology annotation, cellular component: exocyst; cytoplasm.